ACCCUCCGAAUUACAGUACAGUAAAGGUCAUGAUGAGUGAUACUAUGUACGGACACAUUACCAAGUCUGUCUGUCUUGCAUGUCCAGAUCUGUCUCGCUCCGUACGCAUGCAUCUGACCCCUUCCCCUCCUUGCUCCGCCCCCUGGCAAAACCAAGAUUAAAAAAUUGGCCCCUCCCCGCGGAGCUUCGACAAGGUUUCUCAGGCCAGUUCCAGCGACCCGGCCCCAAGGUGGGUGAUCCCGAGUCUCUGCAGCCAAUCACUAGUCCGCUUCGUGAGCGACGCCAAAUUUUUGACGACAGCCUCGCCGUAGAGCUCCUUGUCUGUUGCACAGCUCACGGCUUGAAUCAUCCUGCACUACAAGGCUGAAGCGGCCAAACCACCCAUCAUGAUCCAACUAAAGACCAUGCUUAGCUGCAUCGACAACUCCGGCGCCGCCAUCGUCGAGUGCGCCUUGGUCGUCGGCCAGAAGAGACACGCCACCAUCGGUGACCGCAUAGUAGCCAUCGUACAGAAGCAACGUGGUGCUUCCGAUGCCGGUAUGGGCGCUGCCAGCGCCGCCAACAAGGUGAAGCGAGGCGACAUUCGACACGCUAUCAUCGUGCGGACGAGAAAGCAGGUUCAGCGACCCGACGGCUCCGUCGUAAAGUUCGACGACAACGCCUGUGUGCUGAUCAACAAGGCCGGCGACCCAAUUGGAACCAGAGUCAACGGUGUUGUUGGUGCUGAGUUAAGGAGGCGGAAGUGGAGCAAGAUUCUAAGCAUGGCACCUAUGCAUGCUUAGAUGGAGUUGCCGGCCCCGAGGGACAAUAUCUUCGCACAUCAGAUGCACGACAAGGAGAUCGCGAGCGGCGGGAUUAUGUACUAUACCGUGUAUAAGAGGUACCAAGCAUAUGGCAGGCGUUGAGGAUGACUCACCAGAGAAAGCAUCGCAGGCAUCAGCAUCUCAACCAUCAAACCCAUGAGUCUGGUCAUCAUUUGUAGCA
This is a messenger RNA of Truncatella angustata, 984 nucleotides long. RefSeq names its product mitochondrial 54S ribosomal protein YmL38/YmL34. Bases 387 to 782 code for a protein of 131 amino acids. Gene Ontology annotation, cellular component: ribosome; mitochondrial large ribosomal subunit. The transcript has 3 exons. Gene Ontology annotation, biological process: translation. The record is from RefSeq and is a predicted model, not a curated record. Lineage: Eukaryota; Fungi; Ascomycota; Sordariomycetes; Amphisphaeriales; Sporocadaceae. Gene Ontology annotation, molecular function: large ribosomal subunit rRNA binding; structural constituent of ribosome.